GCAAGUUUUCAUGUAAGAGUGGUCUUAGUGUUACCAAAAGUGACUUUGACUCCCAAUUUAUACUUCUUCCAUACUUGAAUGCUCAAAACACAGUGAGUUUAUCUUCAAACCCAAAUCCCCAAAUUAAUACACAAACCCUUUCUUGUCUCUUUCUCUACCUUCAAUGGAUUCUCCACCAAUUCCCACUCCUACAACCUCUUCACAACCUUCAAUGGAGACUCCUCCAAUUGUUACUGAAACUCCACAACCACAGCCACAGCCACAACCACAGCCACAGCCACAGCCACAAGCACAGCCACAGCCACAGCCACAGCCACAAGCACAGCCACAGCCAUUAGAGCCACCCUCUUCUUCCUCUCAAACUCCACAAUCACAACCAUUCCAAACACCUCAUACCAUUUCAUCAUCUUCUUCCCCAAUUCCAACCCCUAACCCUAACCCUAAUCCUAAUCCUAAUCCUAAUCCUAAUCCUAAUCCGAUCCCCACAAAUUUCCCUCAACAGCCACCUGCUAACAACAACAUUAGUACUAGGCCUCCAUUUAAUAGACCUUGGUCUCAACCCACUUCUCAAUUCUCUCAUUUCCCUUCUCAAUUUCAUUCUUCAUCUUCUUCUUCCUCAACUUCUACUCCUACUUCUACUUCAUCUCCAGGUGUUCCUCCUCCACAAAGAGUUGGCAUUGCUAUUGGUGUCCCAGCUUCUUCCGUUUCUUCUCAACCUUCUUCGUUUUCUUCCUCUUUUGGUGCUCACUUUGUUGGUCCACCUGCUUCGUCUCCCUCUCCGGCACGUCCAUCUAUUCAUGGAAUGCCGAGUAUGGGGAUGAUAGGCUCUCAAUUACGUCCCGGUGGGGUUCCACCUUCUGCUCUUCUUCAGCAAAGACCAGUCCAAGCAGCAUCAGGCAUUAGACCUCAGCCUGCAUCCAAUAGUUUGCCUUCUGCUUCCCAGAAUUUUCAAGGACAUGGCAUGUUGAGAGCUUCCUCUGUUUCUGCCUCGAGUACAUCAACACCCAGUACAUCACAAAACCAGCAGUCUCCACACCAGCCGUGGUUAUCUGCUCAACAUGGGCGCCCUCCUUUGCCAUCCCAAUCUAUCAGAACCCAAGUGAAUCCUCAAUCGUUACAGCAGAGAUCUCAUAUCCCUCAGCAAUCACCUCAGCUGUUGCAAGAAGCUUCACUGCCACAUCAAUUAUUGCCUUCUUCCCAACAGCCGCAACAGAUUCCAGCAUCAAAUCAAUCCCAAGACAAUCAUGGACAGCAGCUCUCGUCAGCUAGAGUUCCACAACCUUUAGCUAACCAACAACUCAUCAGGGUUCAGGGAUCAACGAAUCAGAAACCUCCUUCCCCAGCAAUUGGGCAAGCAAGCAUCGCCCCCUCUGGCCGCCCCACUGAAAAUUCAAAUGCUACUGAGAUAUCUGAAGCUUGUAGCACGAUCCUAAGCAAGAGAAACAUCCAGGAAAUCGUGAAUCAGAUUGAUCCAUCUGAGAAACUUGAUCCUGAAGUUGAAGAUGUUUUAGUUGAUAUUGCUGAAGAAUUUAUCGACUCGAUAACGACAUUUGGCUGUUCAUUGGCCAAACAUAGGAAGUCGAGUACACUGGAAGCAAAGGACAUACUGCUGCAUAUAGAUAGAACUUGGAACAUGACGCUUCCUGGAUUUAGUGGAGAUGAAAUCAGGACCUAUAAGAAACCAGUUGCUAAUGACAUACACAAAGAGCGCCUAGCUCUGAUAAAGAAAUCUCAUACUGGAGCUGAGACAGGAACGAAUAAAACCUCUGCCGGACCAGCUACAGGAAAUGUGAAAGGAAAUUUCACUAAAGCAGCUACCAAUGUUGUGGGAUCUUGAUUUCGGUACCUCCAAAAUGACAAUCCAACUCUUCAAGCUCAUCGGUUUUGGUCAUCAAAUGUAUCGGUGAUCAAAGUUAUAUGUCAAGCACUAACGAAAGCUUAUAAAUGUGUUUUUCUUUGAAGUACAGAUUACAGAAUCUGUUGUACAAAUGUUGUAUUUGUAGUCGCCCAUUAUUCUGACCGCUAUAGCUAAUAGCCAUCUCAUAUGCACUCAACGGUGAAAUCGUAAAGGAAAAGACGCUAAUUGACAAAUAAAAGCGAGAAAUUUGUCAAGUUCGAGAUUACUUGGCCCGAUAGAAUGAUAAUCUGGGGAGGAAAACGAAGAAUUCGAUGAUGUAUUUUGUAGCGAGUAAAUGGUGGGGGAGUUGGGAAUUUUUUUUAGAUGAUUCCUAUUAGUGUACUUGUUAACAUGUGAUGAACUUGUACCCAUUGUUGUGCUCUUUGUAUUUUGAGUAAAUUCUCUUCUGAUAGUGUUUCAAACUUACAAAAUUCACUGAAAUCUUUGUACUUUUCUUACAUUACAUGUUCUUUUUGGUAGUCUUUCAUAGAUAUAAUCUAAGUAACGGUAAUCGUGAUAUUAGUAAAUCACCCUGAUGUGGAACAAUGUAAUAAGUUGGGGGUUUUAUGAUUUUAAUAUAUCUUUUUUAUUUUAUUUAUUUUAUUAAUAUUUAUUUUGUCUUUUUAUGAUAAUUUACAAAUCACAGCGAUUGAUUCUUUCAGCUUCAAUCAA
This is a messenger RNA of Amaranthus tricolor (Joseph's coat), 2569 nucleotides long. Its product is annotated as transcription initiation factor TFIID subunit 12. Gene Ontology annotation, molecular function: protein heterodimerization activity; DNA binding; TBP-class protein binding. The coding region runs from base 164 to 1837 and encodes 557 amino acids. The transcript is spliced from 8 exons. The record is from RefSeq and is a predicted model, not a curated record. Gene Ontology annotation, biological process: DNA-templated transcription initiation; RNA polymerase II preinitiation complex assembly. NCBI's taxonomy places the organism in Eukaryota, Viridiplantae, Streptophyta, Magnoliopsida, Caryophyllales, Amaranthaceae. Gene Ontology annotation, cellular component: SAGA complex; transcription factor TFIID complex; SLIK (SAGA-like) complex.